This is a messenger RNA of Ceutorhynchus assimilis (cabbage seed weevil), 867 nucleotides long. The record is from the annotation of a GenBank genome assembly. Lineage: Eukaryota; Metazoa; Arthropoda; Insecta; Coleoptera; Curculionidae.
AUGUUGACAAGGAAUCUUCUCAUUAAUUUACCAAAAACUGUUAGAAAAUAUUCACAAAAAUCACCUUGUGAUGAUGUGAUUUUCAAUUACCUACAAGGCUCUCACGAAGGAAUCACAAUUUUAGGUUUGAACAGAUCUGAACAAAAAAAUGCAUUCAGCAUUAACUUAGUCAACCAACUCCACCACUAUAUUGAUAAACUCAAAUAUGAAAACCGCACUAAAGUGGCUAUACUCAGAAGCACGAGCCCCAAAAUCUUCUGCGCUGGAGCUGACUUAAAAGAACGCGCAGAAAUGACCCCCAAACAAGUAUCAGACUUUGUCACAAACCUCAGAAGCCUAAUGAGCAAAUUACAAAACAUCCCUGUACCUGUAUUAGCUGCAAUUGACGGUGUAGCCUUAGGAGGAGGCCUAGAAAUCGCCCUAGCCUGUGAUAUCAGAGUAGCAUCUUCUGAUGCAAAAAUGGGCCUUGUUGAAACAAAACUUGCCAUUAUACCUGGUGCAGGAGGUACUCAAAGACUACCAAGGAUUGUUGGUGUUUCAAAAGCAAAAGAAUUGAUUUUUAGUUCAAGGGUUUUAAAUGGAAAUGGGGCAUUUGGAAUUGGGUUGGUUAAUCAUGUGGUGGAUCAGAACGAAUCUGGAGAUGGGGCUUAUCAAAAAUGUUUGACUAUUGCGGAGGAAAUUGUGCCUAAUGGGCCUUUGGCUAUACAAAUGGCCAAACAAGCUAUUAAUAGAGGAAUUGAAGUGGAUUUAUAUACAGGUUUAGCCAUUGAAGAAGCUUGCUAUGCUCAAAUUAUACCUACCAAAGACAGAUUAGAAGGUUUAAGGGCUUUUAAAGAAAAAAGAAAACCCAAAUAUCAAGGGGCAUGA